AUGCUAUCAGAUUUGUUGAUUAAUCUCAACUUUAAUUUGAGGAUUGAUUACAAUAAGUUCAAAUUUCUGUUAGAAACUAUUGGUCAAGAAUAUAAUUUUCAAAUGAUAGUUAAGAAGGUUACAAUUGACUCGAUUGAGAAGUAUUAAGAAUUAUAGUCUCAGCAAGACAUGAUGAAAAAUUGCAUCUUGACAGGGAUUCAGUUCUCAUAUUCAGAUUAGAGUAUUAGUAAUGGUUCCAGCAAUUCUUAAGCUACAGUAAAUACAAUUACUCAAAUAAUUCAACCAAGUCUAUUCAUCUAUACCUUAGAAUCCUUUCAAUAUUUGAAGUACUUGUCCCUGAACUGUGAUUGCCUAUAACUAGAUUAAGAUGAAAUAAGCAAUUUUAAACUUCCAGAGAAUAUCAAAAAGGUCGGUUUUAUUAAUAUUAGUAAUGAGAGUUUAGACCUCCUGGACAAAAUUAAAUAGAUACAUAAGCUAGUUCUUACAUAAAUCAAAAGUGAUAUUGACGAAAAAUUAUUCAUUGAAAAAUUAUCAAAGGUUGAUACAAAUAAACUGUGCAUUUUUGGCAAACCCUCAUUCAAGCAAGAUAUAUUCAACUAAUUGGCAGAAGGAAAAUUUAAAAUUUUCAUAAUUGAUGUUGUUAAUAUAACUCCUAAGACCUAAGCGAACUUGCUAAUAAAUGUUCUUAAAAAGUUUGAACCAAAAAAAUUUGCAAUAUCAAAUCCUAUUUUAGUUCAUAUUGAUUCUGAAAGCGUUCUUGAUAUCAUUCAGAUUCUCAGUUAUUAUCUUAACUAUAUCAGAUUUGAUAUUAUUGGGAUGAAUAGAGGGUCUAAUUUUUAAUAGGAACUAGGGCCAAUGAAUCCUAAUGAAUCCAAAUUAAAAGCCAUAUUUUGCAAUAAAACAAUCAAAGAUGAUGCUCUCAUGAUGAAAUUGAUAAUAAAGCUUAACAAUAUCCCUUCUCUUGAAUAGAUAUACCUGAGAUUUAGUUAGCAUUAAUUUGAAACUAGCUAAUUUCUUAGAGCCUUUAAUAUCUCAAAGGAUAUUAAUAUCAUGUUCUCCAAGGAUAGUAUUUAUAAACUCGACUAUUCAAUGGGAGUAAGGAAAAAGGAAUUCUACGAUUUUUUUAAGUACGAAGGAAAGCUCAGCUAGGACAUAUAUCCUCGUCUGUAUAAAAGUCCAUUUAAAAUCUAUUCGUUUUACAAAUUUAUUUUUACUGAUGCUUACAUAACCAGAAACGACUUAGGGCGCAUUUUUGAUCAUAUUAAUAGCAAGGAGACUUAGAAUUUAACUUUCACAUUUGAGUUUAAAUAGCCUUUAAAGAUAUUAUCUAAUUUGAUUAUGGAACUAAGAAGAGGGAUGCAACCUUAAAGAUUGAACUUUUAUAAUAUUGACAGUACUGAAGAGAAUGAUAAAUUAAUGAUUUAUGCUAUUGAGUAUCAUCCAGAGAUAUUCUAGAAAUGCAAUAUUCACUAUAAGUUUCAUAGUCUUUUUGAGCGUUUCUUCGAUGAAUUAAUAAAGCAUUAGAAGUUCUCACUAAAUUUCAGUAAUUAUUAGCAAGAAAUAAGCAGGGAGUAAGCAAUUAUUUUACAGAAGGAAUGCAAGUAUCAUAAAAUAGAGUUUAAUCUUGCUGAUAAAAAGAAAGAAGAGAAAUAGCUCUCAUAAUUAGAAAUAGAAAUAGAGGAAGAAAAAGGUAAUGAGGAAAAUUGA
Molecule: messenger RNA, 1707 nt
Organism: Stylonychia lemnae
Lineage: Eukaryota; Ciliophora; Spirotrichea; Sporadotrichida; Oxytrichidae
Source: the annotation of a GenBank genome assembly